Molecule: messenger RNA, 1392 nt
Organism: Acomys russatus (golden spiny mouse)
Lineage: Eukaryota; Metazoa; Chordata; Mammalia; Rodentia; Muridae
Gene: Rgs8
Product: regulator of G protein signaling 8
Exons: 5
Coding region: 431-973 (180 amino acids)
Source: RefSeq, a predicted model, not a curated record
GCUGGUCACUUGGGCAUCAGUCUAGUGAAAUAAAGGGAACAGUAAUUUUUGGUUUGCCAGGCCCAUGCCUCCCUAAGGGUACAUGUCCCAGUUUUGGUUGAUGGCCAGUGGUUAGGGGAGUAGGAACUUCUGAGCAGCAGUCAGGAUUGUGAAGCCACCUGACAUUUGUUCCUGUCCAUCUUUGAUUGGCUGCCCUUGCUAAGAAUGAGCUGACAUUUGUGGGGGCGGUGGGGGAAGUACUCAGAUGGUGGAGAGCCAUUGGAACGGUGUGUUGUGCAGACAGAUGUGAGAGGGUGGAAAUCUCUUACAGCAGACUCUUUGAUUUUAGGUGAGAGGACGAGAGAGGGUUAACCCCUGAACCCUGCAGUCUAAUUUCCUGCCCUGAAGUACCUGCAAACCAGCCCAAGGGUAACCAUAAGCGGAUGCCUGUAUGGCUGCCUUACUGAUGCCACGCAGGAACAAAGGCAUGAGGACUCGACUGGGGUGCCUGUCGCACAAAUCGGACUCCUGUAGUGACUUCACAGCCAUUCUUCCUGACAAACCCCACCGAGCUCUCAAGAGACUCUCCACGGAGGAAGCGACGAGGUGGGCAGAUUCCUUUGAUGUGCUUCUCUCCCAUAAGUACGGGGUGGCAGCCUUCCGCGCCUUCCUAAAGACAGAGUUCAGCGAGGAGAACCUGGAAUUCUGGCUGGCCUGCGAGGAGUUCAAGAAGACCAGGUCGACUGCAAAGCUAGUCGCCAAGGCACACAGGAUCUUUGAGGAGUUUGUGGAUGUGCAGGCUCCACGGGAGGUCAAUAUCGAUUUCCAGACCCGAGAAGCCACGAGGAAGAACAUGCAGGAACCAUCCCUGACUUGUUUUGACCAAGCUCAGGGAAAAGUCCACAGCCUCAUGGAGAAGGACUCUUACCCCAGGUUCCUGAGGUCCAAAAUGUACUUAGAUCUGCUGUCCCAGAGCCAGAGGAGACUCAGCUAGACCACGGAUGGGGACUCUUGGAAGUCACCGGCUUUCCCUCCCCCUUGCUGCCAAGACCAUAUUCUAAUGUGAAAUGUCAUAGGUGUUCAAAGGCGCUGGGGUUUUAGGUGGGAGGCUGCGGGUGACAGGGGAAUGAAGGGCUGUUCCAAAGUAUGCCCCAGCUGCAGGAGCUGGGACUCUUCCAUUUACUCAGAUUUGUGUUUUGGUAGAGGUAGCAGCGCUGCUGUCACCCUUCUCUGGGUGGGCCGGUAACUGGCCCUUCAUAAUGCCUUCCGUCACCUCCCCUGAGAAGGCAGAUUCACUGUGCCGAGCUAAUUUGUACAUAACACAAACGCAGUUGCCAUCACCUCCACGCCACACCCUCUUUGGUAGGGCUCCUGAUCUUCACCUUGUUCUUUACCAGAGGGAGGAGUAGCUAG